Messenger RNA from Melampsora larici-populina 98AG31, 3324 nucleotides. RefSeq lists its product as uncharacterized. The record is from RefSeq and is a predicted model, not a curated record. Lineage: Eukaryota; Fungi; Basidiomycota; Pucciniomycetes; Pucciniales; Melampsoraceae. The transcript is spliced from 9 exons. Gene Ontology annotation, molecular function: RNA binding. The coding region runs from base 143 to 3007 and encodes 954 amino acids. Gene Ontology annotation, cellular component: P-body. Gene Ontology annotation, biological process: deadenylation-dependent decapping of nuclear-transcribed mRNA; P-body assembly.
GAAGGUCAAGAGUUGUUGAGAAAAAAGAAAGAAAAAUAGAAAACCAUCGACUAACAACACUUCUCAAUCAAACCACAACAAACCAAUCUCACUCGAUAACAAAUCAACUUUCGAAAAACUAUCAUCAAUUUCAAAGCACACCAUGGCAGCUGAUGAUGAUCCAGGUGGAGUCAAUCUCGAUCAAAAAUUGGCCCAGUUACGGGCUGAGUUUGGAGAGGACAUCGCCGUAUAUGACUUCGGUGAUGACGGUAUGGACAAUCUAGAUGAUAUGGGUAACUUGGGUGGUGCUCUAGAAGAGGAUAUGAAUGAUUUCAACGAUGAAACCUUUGGAAUGGACACAGUUGGCAAAGACUUUGAUUUUUCUGGCUCUACGGCUCAAUUUUUGGGUAAUUCCAAGGUACCGCCAAAAGCGGAAUCCACUUCGACUUGGCCCUCUAUGCCGAGCCUUCUUUCGAAUCAUGACUCACAAGACAGAUCUAGAUUUCCGAAUGAGAGUGAAAGGGUAAAAUCAAGUGGUAUCAACUUCACCCACGAUCCCCUUUUAGGCCCGAAUAUCAACCCCAGUAGCCGUAUGCCUACUUCAUCUCUAGCCAAGCCAAGCAGUUCGGUUCCGCAGGGGGUCAAAUUCCGUAGUUUGGAGGAAAUUGAGGCUGAGAUGCGCGCCAACUCUGCUUCAUCGAAAUCGAACCAGAUCCCUUCGUCGGCUCCUCGUGCCUUGACUUUGGAGGAAGUCGAAGCUGAAAUGCUCAGAAACGCUCGAGUACAGCCAUCCGCUAUAAACGACGAAAUGCGUAAUCCGCCACCUAUGUCACUUCCAUCAAGUUCCAAAUCUAGAGCCCAACUCGUUCAACAGGUUCAGAUGCAACACUUUGCAGCUGCUCAGCGUCAUGGUGCCUCUUCGCCAGUACCGUCGUUAGCUGCGAUGAACGUUGCGCAACUGCGCUCCAAUCAUGCUUCACCAGUCCAUUUGCCCGCUCUAACACAUCCGGCGCACCCUAGUCACCCUCAACAUCCAGAAUGGUUGCGUCUACAACACCAACAGCAGCAAAUGUACACAACUGUUAUGCUCCAGCAGGCUCAACUACAACAGCUGCAGGCACAGUCUGCAAUGCGCUCAAGAACCCAUUCACCAAUAAGCCACGGGCAUUCCCAAAGUCUUUCGGUACAUGGCUUGCCUUCAGUGCCAAUGCAACAUACCGGAUCAGUGCCUAUCAACUCCUUAUUUCAAGCCCAAAACUCCAACGCAGGUUCGCCUACUGCGAUAGAUGAUCUACGGUCUGCUGCUGAGGCACGUAUUCAAGAGCAUGAACGACAAGAAGCUCUUCGACGUAAGAAAGCUGCCAAGAUUGCAGAAAUGGCUCGAUAUAACAAUUUGAUGAGCCAAGGAGAUAAAGAUUUCAUUACUCGAAUCCAGGUAUCGCAAUUGGUGAACCCUAGCCACGGCCAAGCUGGUUUUGAUCCAUAUGCCGAUGAUUUUUACUUUCAUGUAUAUAGCGCUAUUCGUGCUAGUCGAUUGGUUGCACAACAGCAGAUGCAGGCAGCUGCUGCCGAACGUGCCUCUAUCUCGGGACUUCAAGGAGGUCGUGAACAUGAACUUAUGCAGAAUCGAAAUAAUCGGAUGAAUGAAAGAAAACUCACCAGACGUGAUCAUGCGAUGAUGAGAAUGGCUCAAAAUGUACAAAGAAUUGUGGAUCAUGCUAAAGAACGUCCUAAAAUGUCACAGCUAAGCUUGGAAGGAGCGCUGGGCAAGAUUGCUCUGCGUACUCGCUCUGCUCCACGUCAAAUGUUACAGGUCCAACCCGCUUCUACAUCUGAUGAUUUGGCAGAAGCAGCGGGAGGUGAGAAUCACCCAGGUACUUUGGCUAGCGAACUUCCCAAACAGCCUGCAACUGUACCUGGACAACCUGCAAUGAAUCGUCGACAUGUUCUCAUGGCUCUCGAGCGGCUCUACAGUACCGUCUUAGAGGCUGAGCAACUACGUCGGACUCAGCCAGCCCCGCUUUCGGCGAAUGAUGCACCUGAUUCACAAAAAGAUGAGAUCGAGCAAUGGGAAGCGGAAUACGCUGCUAAAAAGGACAAGAUUUGGAAACAGCUAAGAGUAUUGGAUCCACUUGGUAUAAGCCAUCCCCACCCCUUCGUAUCGUUCAUUUCCAUUGCCAAGGGGAAACGACUUCUGCCACGAAUCAUUCGAUUGUUUACACGAGAACAGGCACUUCAAGUCCUCACGUUAUUGGUCGCCACGUUCCAAACUUUGGAUGUCAUACACGAUGCGCAUAUUCUAGACUUGCCAAAUGAUAGUCUUCUGGCAGGUUCUUUUGCAGCUAACCGACGAAGUCGACCUGAUAUGGAGGCAGAGACUGAUCUCUUUAUGAAUACGGUGGUCGCACCGAUGAUGGCGGUGAUCAAUGAACUUCCUUUGGAGCUCAUCGCUGGAUUGGUCUCGCUCAUGAUAGACCGAAAUGACUUCAUGCGCGUAGCAAGGUCCAAGCCGGGAAUCGCUUUCUUAACACUCUUCUUGAGUCGAGCCGAGAUUUUGAAAAAUGCACCAUCACCUGCACUGGGGAAUUCACCACCUAAAUCUAAUACAUUUCCAACAGAAGAAGCAUUGAUGAAUUGGCAAAUAGUCUUUGAAAGAUUAUUUAACCAACUUAGUCAAGAUUUUUCAACAUUAUUUCCAUCUACUAGAGCGAUUUUAUCAUUACCAUUUGGUACAUCCAAUUUAGUUGAACAUGAAAUUUUGAAUCAUCCGAAUUCUAGAAGAUUUAUUAGGUCUGGAUUAGAUUUAGAAGAUGAACCGGUUUGGCAAUUGAUGGCUACUUUAGCUGUUUCGACUGAUUCGGAUGGUCAACAAGCUUUGGUUGGAGGUUUAAGAGAUAAAGUUUUGGAAAAUGUCAUGGCGGUUGGUAAGAAUUGGGUUUCAGAUGAUAUUGGAUCUCUAAAAAUCCGGAAUGUUAAUCUUUUGCUACAUGCUUUGGGUUUGGAUGCAAGUAUGAUUAACUUAUCAUGAUCAAUUCACACACGUUGCUCUCGUUGGUCAUCGGUGUGGUGUCAAUUCGAAUUGGUAUUAAUCAGCGGAAAACCUAUAGAGCUUGUCUAAUAAACCUUGUUAUCAGUAAGGUGGAGUGGUUUAUUGGAGUAUUUGUUUAAAAAACAGGAUGUAGUUAAUCAAAGUGGAAAUCACUGGACUAAAUUAAGUAGAACUGUUUUACAAUGUGUUAGGAUUUUUUUAUAUAAUUUUGAUCACCUUGUUUUUUUUGGUUCUUACAUUAUUGAAUUUGUAUUCCAAUUUCGAUAUAAUACAAGAUUAGUAAUUUAGGUAUGGUG